Molecule: messenger RNA, 4077 nt
Organism: Cavia porcellus (domestic guinea pig)
Lineage: Eukaryota; Metazoa; Chordata; Mammalia; Rodentia; Caviidae
Product: kinesin-like protein KIF28P
Exons: 23
Coding region: 1-3108 (1035 amino acids)
Biological process (GO): microtubule-based movement
Molecular function (GO): microtubule binding; ATP binding; microtubule motor activity
Source: RefSeq, a predicted model, not a curated record
AUGGCUAACGAGAAAGUGAUGAAAACGCCUAUGCCAAGUACCGACAGUGUGAAAGUAGCGGUGCGAGUGCGACCUUUCAGUCAGAGAGAGAAGAAUUCUGGGAGCAAAUGUGUGAUUUCCAUGCACUCCAGAACCACAACCACCAUAGAAGACCCUAAGAAUCCAGGGCAUGUGAAGACAUUUACUUUUGACUCGGCAUAUUGGUCUCACGAUGGAUUUCAAAAGGACAAAGAUGGUGUGCUUAUUUCAGCUGAUCCUACUAGUAAAUUUGCAAGCCAGAGAGAUGUGUUCCAUGACAUCGGGAGGGGCAUCCUGGACAGUGCCUGGCAGGGCUACAACGCCACUCUCCUGGCCUACGGACAGACUGGCGCUGGAAAGAGCUACUCCAUGGUUGGCUUUGGUGCCGACAAGGGUGUUAUUCCAAGUGUGUGUGAAGAGCUCUUUGAGGCCAUUGAGAAGCAGGAGCGAAGUCAAGACUAUCAGGUCACAUUCAGUAUGCUGGAAAUUUACAAUGAACAGAUAAGAGAUUUGCUCUCUAGAACCAAGAAGCCUGGGGGGCUAAAAGUCAGGGAAGAUCAGAACAUGGGCUUUUACGUGGAAGGUCUGACAUCUGUGCCUUGUGAAAACUAUGCACAAAUUGAAAAGCUGAUGGAACAAGGAACAAGAAUCAGGACCACAGCUUCCACCAACAUGAACGCCAGCAGCAGCCGGUCCCACAUGGUCACCACCAUUCAGUUCAAGCAGGUUUUUCCAGACAGAGCUCUUACCAAACAAUCCAGCAUCAAUUUGGUGGAUCUAGCAGGCAGUGAAAGACAGAAAUCUUCAGGAUCUGAGGGAGACAGACUGAGGGAAGGAUCACGAGUUAACCUGAGUUUAACCAACUUAGGAAAUGUUAUCAGUGCUCUGGCUGACGCUGCCCUGAGGAAGAAAGUCCUGCACAUUCCCUACCGGGACUCUGUCCUGACCAAACUGCUCCAGUCAGCUCUGGGUGGGAACAGCAGAACUACUCUGAUCGCAGCCAUAAGUCCCGCUGACAUCUGCUAUGAGGAAACUUUAUCAACACUGAGAUAUGCUGAAAGGGCUAAAAAGGUCCGGAACAAAGCUGUUGUCAACACCUGCACACUGUCAAGAGAGUCAAGGGCAGAGAAUGACAAACUGCUGCUCAGAUGUGGAGACUCUGGAGUGGCAGGGCACCAGCUGGGGAGGCCUGCUGCCCAGAGCACUUGGGCACACCUGCUGGAACAGGCUCGGAGAGAAUGGGAGCAGCAGUAUGCAGCUGUGGCCCUGGAGCGGCAGCUGAUGAAGACCCUUCCUCACCUUGUCAAUGUAAAUGAGGACCCGCAGCUCUCUGGGGUCCUCAAGUACUUCAUUCGCGCUGGUACCUGUGAUGCUGGGCAGGCUGCUUCCAAUGCUAUCACUCUUCAGGGCCUGGGAAUUUCAGAUAAACAUGCUUCCUUCACGAAUUUGGAUGGUAAAGUGACGGUUACUCCAUACAGCAAAUGCAAGGUUGUCGUCAAUGGAGUGCCUAUCACCACCAGGACCAAGCUGCAUCAUCUGGACCGCAUCAUUUUGGGCUCCAGCAGCGCCUACCUCUACGUGGGGUUUCCUUCAGAGCGAAGCAGUGAGGACCUGAGCAGAUUUGACUAUGACUUUUUCCAGCUGGAGAGGGCGGCCGUGGAGGGAGUGAGUGUGGACAAGCUCGGUGCUGUGAGCAGUGGAGACGGCCAAGCAGACCCCAGUGUCCUGGCUGUAUUCCAGGACUACAUCAAACUCAGACCACUGGUUGCAGAAGCAAAUCAAAUGAGUGAAGAGCUAAAGAAGGGACUUGAAAUGGAAUUGAAGGUAAAGAAUUUAGCAUCAUCGGAUUCCAGGGGCUAUGACCUGCAAAAAGAAGUCAUGGUGAAGGUGACCAACCAAAGGACUCAUGAGGUGUGGAUCUGGUCCAAAGCCAAGUUUAUCAACAGGAAAUUCCUGAUGGAGGAACUUUACCAGCGUUUUCUAGAAGGAGAAGACAGCUGUGUGGCUCAGGAGGAUGACCCUUUCUGGGAUCCUGUCGAGGUCAUCCACUUGGGUUCGGCCCACAUCUGGCUCCAGUCGCUGGCCUACUGCAUGCAGUUUGAGGAUCAGGUGGAGUUUCUGAACAGUGAUGGGCUGGAGGAGGCAGUGCUGCACAUCCACAUCACGCCUUGCUCCCCAACAGGACGGGCACAUAGCGAGGAGGAGGUGGUCAUUGACCCUCUGGAGCUUCUGGGCAAGAGGAUUGAUUUCCAGAUUCACAUUGUCCGCUGCCUUGGCAUCAAGUGGCUAAAGGAAGCUGCAAGGCGGGGCAUUCAGAUGGGUUACAGAAUUUAUGACCUCCCAAUCACUUUAUAUACUAAGCCUGUAUGGAAAACUGUGAAUCCUCAAAUUGAAGAGACGGUCCAAUUUGCAGCCUUCAGUGCAUCUCAGGAGUUUCUGAAUUAUUUACAGACAAAUGCUCUCAUAGUUGAUUUGUGGGGCCUUCAAGAAGGCUGUGCUGAGCUGAGCUGCUCUCGGCUGGACCUCAUGGUUACAGGUGAAGGUCACAUCAUGCUAGACACCAAGAAAAUUCCCAGUGUGAAGGACACAGGCCAGACUGCAUCAAAUCUGACAUCAGAACUUUACCUGAAGGUGCUCAAGUCAGAGCAGGAGAUGGAACUGCUCCGAAACAUAAACAGAACCCUGAGAGAGGAAAAUAUGACUCUCAAGGAAUCACUGGAGAAAUUUGGUUGCAGUCAGCAAGCCCAUAAGCCUUCCAAUAUCCUGAAAAUAACUCAGAUGACGGCACCAAUGCCAUCAGCCGCAGAGAUUAAUCAAAUAUGCACUCAGCAAGCCAGCUGUGACAAAGAGUUUGCCAAAGCUCUGAAGGUGUUCUACCAAAGCAUGAACUUGGCAAGAGCGCAGUUUCUCAGAGUGAGACAGCACAAGCCUCCGGAAGAUGAUCAAAUGCUUCGGCCAUUCAUACACCAACAAUCACAGAUGUUAAAGGACUUUGGGGACCUGCUUGAAUCCAGCCUGUGGAAACUGAAAAAUGACAUUGCUCUCAUAGUGAAAAAGAAGAGAGAAUAUUUACUGCGCAUCAAACAAUGAGCACACACCAAGUAAAACCUGCCAACACUUGACCUCUGAGUGGUGAAGACCAUUUGUGUAGAUAAUGGGGCUUAAUUCACCUGCUUAACCUAGUCCUUCCAUUUUUAAUACAAACAACACUGCUACAUUGGUAGAAAAAUCAGCUCACAUGCAGGAUGAAGGUAAAAUGUGAAGCUAACAGACUGAGCUCUGGGAUCAGAGCCAGGGCUAAAUCCUGGUAAACUACAUCGUUUAUCAAUUUGAGUGGGGUAACUGAUUCUCCCUCUCUAAGCCUAUCUUUUCUCAUCAUUAAAUGGGUAUCAGUAUCUACCGCAGUUAAUAAAUACACAGCAAAGCCUUAGCUCAUUAACGCUUCUGUUUGCAAGGAUUUGAUUCAUGAACAACAGUGACAAAAUUUUGCUUCCAUUUGCAAACUCUGCACUGGGUAACAAACACGACCACAGCCAUCUUCCCCACACAAACUUGAAUGUGGCCAUCUUCUCCAGAAUUGUGGAACAAAUUCAGUUUGUGAACCAAGGCACCACUGUACAGCAACCUUGCACACUGUAAGCAUUUACCAUUAAAAUUCAGUUGCAGUGCUGUGGCUGUCUCGAUGUCCUGAACCAACUCAAAAUGUUUACCUUUCAUGGUUGACUUUGAGGAAAAGCCAGAAGUCACAUGGUAAACAAGGGGAUGAAGAUACACCAGUGUUUUCACAAGCCUGCCAUUCCUUACACAGCCCUUAGCACUAGGACUCCCUGUACUUUUCAUACUAUAGAGAAAAGAAAGUGGGCGUCCAGAAGUGCUUCAGAAAGUGCCAAGAAUGAUGGGAGAAGUGUCUGAAGCGAGAGGGAGCAUUCUGAGGGGCAUUAAUGACAAUGUGUCUGUCAGUGUGAUGCGUCUUUUUUAAAAUACAAACAUUCACCACAUACACACAAUACUAUCCAGCCUUAAAAAAACAACAGGAUGUUCUGUAAUUUGCAAAAACAU